Eremomyces bilateralis CBS 781.70 is the source of this 2109-nucleotide messenger RNA. RefSeq lists its product as uncharacterized. The transcript has 2 exons. The record is from RefSeq and is a predicted model, not a curated record. The coding region runs from base 1 to 2109 and encodes 702 amino acids. NCBI's taxonomy places the organism in Eukaryota, Fungi, Ascomycota, Dothideomycetes, Eremomycetales, Eremomycetaceae.
AUGGCGCCAAAUGACCGACAAGAGCGACGACUCCUCCGCCAGCGAGGCGCAGGCACACGCGAAAUCAAGAAUGCGGACUUCGGAUUCUCCUUUGGUCCAUCGAUUCCGCCGAGAGAGGCUCCAACACCUGCGCCAUUGAAUCCAAAGCCGUCGUCAAGGAAGACUCCCCGAAAUCGAGGGAGUGGGGUGUCAAAGAAGACGCCAGCUUCUACAAAAACAAGGAGUGCCAGAAAGACUCCCGCAACUUCAACGAAAUCGACAUCUACGAAGAACGCGGGAUGGUCGGCACAAGCAGAAGGCGAUAGUGAGGUCUCCGGUGGUUUUGCUCCCGUCCAGGAGGAGCCUGAAGUAGUUGUGUCGGCUUCAGAAGGCAAUAGGGCACUUAGCGAUCACAACGACACGGAUCCUCUUGUCGCAGAAGAGCGCGAGCAACGAACCCCGAAUGUUCGUACGCAGCAGAAGAUACCUGUUCAACACACACCGGAGCAGACACUAGGUCAAAAUGGCCAAGUUCAACAAGAGGACGAGGGGCCCAAAACACUUGGUAAUAAGCGAACAUUACGAUCCGCAAAGGCCAAAUCGACCGGAAAGAAAUACCACGUGGUUCCUUCCAAACCGCUCCCGGCGGCAUCAAACGGACGACUUAGUAUGAGUAGUCUGAACUUAGGGAAGACCAGAGCGUCCAUGGGAGGGAGUAUUGUUCCCUCGGCCAAUAUUGGCACCCCGCUCAAGACGAAAUCGUUCUUGAAGGGCAAAGAGAAUGUUACCGAAUCCGAACACGCUCCGCCUAGCGUCGAAAGAGGCCGGAGACGGACAAGACUGCCUCUGGAGGACUUGGAGGAAGCGAUCCUCAACUCCCCGAAAUCAACAGAGCCGAUUGCUGCUCUGGGAUCGGCAUCGCCGCAUAGGCAGCCCGACAAACAUCAUGAAUCGACGGUCGACGACGCCUCUAUCGAACGUCACAUUGAUAAAAUGUUGGGGACUCCAGUCCACAACCAACGUAUGGAGCGGGAAGGCCUCGCUGCUGAGAUUACCCGAAAUCCCAUCACUACAUCCCCGCUGUUCGUUACUCCUAAACCAAGGACACCUAGUCUUCACCCAUCCUCUCGAAUCACAGCUGAAAUGGAGCCCGAUCGACCCGAAGCCACCAUAAUCGAUGACGCCAGUACUGGUGACGAACUUGAUGAGGAUGUUCUAACACGCCGACGGAACCCUCCACAAAGGCAGCUCCUGCAUGCCGCGUUGGAAGAUUCCAUUGCCCCCUCUCCAGCCAUGUCUGCCAUGACUACAUUCACCGACCCAUCCUACGAACCGGAGACGCACUACAUCCCACGAAAGCGUCGAUCAGAUGAAUUGCCGGCAGAACUCGCCCUAACCAAACGGCAGCGGAUCACCAUCCAGGUGGAACUUCAACCUCCCUCUCGAGAACCGUCACCAGAUCCCGUGGCGAUACCGUCAGGGACUUCCAUCCCCAUCACUACGCACCGCCUCGCCAACCCCCCUCCCAGCCAUCCAACCAGCACCGCAGUCACCGCUCCAGAGGUCCUUGCACAAGUCACCUCCGAGCUAACCCAUCGGCUCCUUGCAACGCACCUUGCCAUCCAACAGCCACCAACUGGGCCCGCAGCCCAUGCUCGCAAGUCCAACAUUCUCCGUGCCUUUGACUCAACCCUACAAACCACUCUCUUCGAGCUUGCCGAAACGGCAUAUGCUUCCGACGUACUCGAGUCGCGGCUGCGGCGUGCGAGAGCGGACCUUGCGUUGCGAAGGGAAGAGCUGAUGACCGUGCGGCGGGAGAGAGACAAUGCGGCCCUGCGAAUGGACGAAGUGCGGGCGCGGUUUUCGCGUGCGGAGAAGGAGACAGUGCGGAGACGCGACCUGGUGCGGCGGUGGGAGCGGGUGGGUUUUGCGUUGGAUCAGGUGCAGGAUGGAGUUAAGGAGACGGGGCAGGACGAGUCGCACAUGAACGAGAGGCUCUCGCUGCAGCUGCAGGAUGUGGCUAUGAGGGUGUGUGGGAAAGAGGAUGAUGGGUUGCUCGGCAAAUUGAAGGAGUUCAAUGGGCUGUUGGAGAGAGCAGCCGAAGUUAUAGAAGGGACAGCGGUGACAUAG